AUGCGUUCAGCUUCGAGAAGUGACGGAACAAGAAAACCCUCGAACCAGAGAGCAAAGGGGAAAAGGACGGAAAACGAAGACGACAGAGCACCAAAGACAGAACCGAGUUAUCCUACUCAGUCGACAGUCCGUCCAUCUCCGACCGGCGGAAAGGCAACUCGCUGCCGGCGCGGCUAUUUUGGUCCCACGGCCAAAGCUUCAAAGAGGAGGUCAUCAAUGGUUAAACGAAGAGGCAGACCUAAAAAACAAGUGAGUGACAAAGACAAGGGCAAUCAAAAUGGAGUCGAAGUACAGAAGGAUGAAGAUGCAUUUCAAGUUGAACGUCAAAGUGCAGCAAUUAGGGCUAUUCGUGAUGUGGAGAUUGAACAAUUGCUGACUAUGUUACGGUUACUCAAAUCAAACUUCAGCAAGGAACAGUUGCAGGUUCCCGUGCUGCAAUUUUUUAGGGAAAACUUCCCGAACAUAUUAAUUGAUGAAUCUGGUGAAGCUAAAUGGAAACACGAACUGAACAAUGCUGAUGAAAGAACACUGCAUGCUUCUCUUUUACGUCGGCUGUCGAUGGCUUAUCCUGAUUACUCUUCUGCUGGAAUCGCUUCUAUGGCCGGUGGCUUUGAGUUCUCAAAUAAAUCCGUUAAAACAAGCAUGUUCGGUGCUGAUAAACUGCAAAUCAGGAGUCUUGUCUUUGAAGAGCCACCUGAUUCACACUUGAAGGAUGGAGGCAUGAAAACUCCAAAUGUGAAUAAUAAUCGGUUAUCUGUUGGAGUAACACCCAAAACCGUAAGGCUUCCAAAGUGUGGUGAGGUUCUUCUUUCUGUGCACGGUUCGCCUCUUGGAGUUUAUAAGGAAGAUAACAUGGAAACUAUACAAGAAACGGAAGACGAUUGA
This is a messenger RNA of Striga hermonthica, 885 nucleotides long. Lineage: Eukaryota; Viridiplantae; Streptophyta; Magnoliopsida; Lamiales; Orobanchaceae. The record is from the annotation of a GenBank genome assembly.